AUGUUUAGUGGUCCUGCUCUGCUCUUUUGGGACGAUGAAACGGGCUCGGGAAAGGUCAAGAAGGCAAAAAAGUCUCCUCGCCCAGCCAGCCAGAGACAGAAAGCCCUCGAGAAGUCAUGGAAGCAAAUGGCCGCAGUACGCAAGCCGGAACUUGAGUACAUUCCAUACGGCCCAUAUGGGAUCCUCAAUUGGAAGUGUAAUGAGAACGAGCCACUGGAGAACCAAGUGAAGAGUCUGAAGGAGCGUGUUCGGAGUCUCGAGAUCUACGUACGAAAUUUCAUCAGGGACCAGGACUUCUUGGAAGGCGACUUUUUUUUGCGUGGAAUAUUGUCUACCCAACGGAUUUUCCGAGGGAAUUUGACGCACUCUUCAAUCAGUUAUGGAACUUCGCUGAGAGCUGGGGGCCGAAGACAUCACUUGUCUGACUAA
This is a messenger RNA of Aspergillus calidoustus, 429 nucleotides long. The record is from the annotation of a GenBank genome assembly. Lineage: Eukaryota; Fungi; Ascomycota; Eurotiomycetes; Eurotiales; Aspergillaceae.